AUGGAUCAGGCAAUAGAGGAAGCGAGCGCUCUUCAUGAUUGUUUGGAAGUCGCUAACAAACUUCUACCGCCAUCAGAAGUUAUUUCGCGUUUUACUCCUUGUGUUCAUGAUGUUUUUUCCGUGGCUGGCUCCUCUUCUCAUUCUUCCUUAGUACAACAGUUAGUUUCCUCACAAGAUUCUAAUUCGCCUUAUCGUUCGAUAGUAGACGCUCCGGUGAGUGGACGCACUCAGUUGGAAGGUAUUGAGGACAGUCCACCAGGUCCCAAUACAUCUACUUCGCUCGAUCCCCCAAAAUCUGCAAGUACUGCUGGAGCUCCGCAGCAAUUGCAGCCUGUGAAUAAUACCCCUUCAACCAAUCCCCACGCUCUUACUAUCCUCCCUCUAGUACAAUCCCAACAACAAUCGGCCCCGGAAAACAACUUUUAA
Molecule: messenger RNA, 426 nt
Organism: Necator americanus (New World hookworm)
Lineage: Eukaryota; Metazoa; Nematoda; Chromadorea; Rhabditida; Ancylostomatidae
Exons: 1
Coding region: 1-426 (141 amino acids)
Source: RefSeq, a predicted model, not a curated record